AGCGCCCACGCCCACUGCAGUUAAGAGUCCAGAAGGUGUCAUCUGAACAGUCCACUCUGGCCUUGGUGGGACGGUAUAUAUAUGCUGGUGGAUGUGUGUCCUGGGGAAUUCGCCCCUCUGCUCCGCCCACCCCUCUGCAGUCCAAGGACAAGCAGAGAGCUCUCGAUGUUCGCCACGCGUAUCCUGUUCUACUACAUCCUCGCCCUCGCGGGCAUCGUCGCGGUUUGUGCGUCCCCAUUGGUUGCACCACAACCACAGCUUGAAUUCGAGCGGCGCGCCACAUACGCGUCGACAGGACACACGACCGCCGCAAGCGUCACCCACGCAACCAGCGUGCACUCCACAGGUACUGCCCACACGGGAACAGGGACAUCCCACUCGACCAGCUUCGCGGGAACGCGGACAGGGACAGCACUGUCUUCUACUAGUACCACAGCGUCUGUCAGCACCUCCUACUCGCUAUCGCUGUCCACGUCAACAAUCAGGGCAAUAUCGACUGGUGCCCAUACCACCGCGACCGUGACGAGGUACUCGGUCGCCACACGGACGAUCGCCGUACCGGUACGACCCUCGAGGGCAGCUGCCGUUGGGUUGCACGCAGAGCACUGGAGGAUAGCCGUUGGCGUAGGUGCUGGUGCACUGGCUCUCCUCCUCUGACGGUAGUAAGCAGACGGUCAGCCUGGGGGGCAAGUUUGGAGGGGCGAGCGGAUUAUGAUAUACCGGUAUACACGAAUUACACGACAAGGUGACGAUGAAGAGCUUACUAUAUACCCAAUA
This is a messenger RNA of Rhodofomes roseus, 777 nucleotides long. RefSeq lists its product as uncharacterized. The transcript is spliced from 2 exons. Lineage: Eukaryota; Fungi; Basidiomycota; Agaricomycetes; Polyporales; Fomitopsidaceae. Bases 82 to 657 code for a protein of 191 amino acids. The record is from RefSeq and is a predicted model, not a curated record.